This is a messenger RNA of Selaginella moellendorffii, 1188 nucleotides long. RefSeq names its product protein DMR6-LIKE OXYGENASE 1. NCBI's taxonomy places the organism in Eukaryota, Viridiplantae, Streptophyta, Lycopodiopsida, Selaginellales, Selaginellaceae. The record is from RefSeq and is a predicted model, not a curated record. The transcript is spliced from 4 exons. The coding region runs from base 55 to 1092 and encodes 345 amino acids.
AAGAAAGUUUUAGUAUAAAACCAGAGGAAGCUUAUCUUUGCGAAGAGCUCAACAAUGGCCACCGAAGUUCUUCCACUCCACUUGGGUGUGAAGAAUCUGGUGGAUUCGGGCCUGGACAAGCUGCCCGGCAUUUACAUCCAAUCCAAAGAGGAGCGCCCAAAUGCCGUUCAUCGCGAGGAAAGCUUCCCAGUCUUGGAUCUUGGCGCCGCCUUGAAUUCGAGCGAGGCUCGAGCAGCGCUUGUCCCGCAAAUCCGUGAAGCUUGCGUGCAAUGGGGCUUCUUCCAGGUGAUCAAUCACGGUGUUCCCCAUUCUUUGGUGGAUGAAAUGCAAUCGGUGGCUCGCGAAUUCCACGCUCUCGCAAACGAGGAGAAAAUGCGCUACUUCUCCACAGACACAGAAUCCCGAAUGAGGUAUGGAACCAGCUUCAAUGUCACACAAGACAAGGUCUUUAGCUGGAGAGAUUACCUCCGCCAUAGCUGCCUCCCACUGGCCGAGAUGCAAGAACUCUGGCCUGAAAAGCCAGCAUCUUACAGGAAAGUUACUGCCGAUUACUCCACUCGCGUUCGCAACCUUGCAAAGUUCCUCCUGGAGCUCAUCUCCGAGAGCUUGGAUCUUCCAAAGGAUUACAUCGACAAGGCAUUCAAUGGCUGCUCGCAAGUCAUGGCUCUCAACUUCUAUCCUGCUUGCCCCGAGCCCGAUCUGGUGCUGGGAAUCGGCCCACACUCGGACCCCGGAUCGAUCACGCUGCUGCUCCAAGAUCACGUCGAGGGUCUCCAGGUGAUGCACGGUAACGAGUGGUACUCCGUGAAGCCCAUACCUUACUCGUUCGUGGUCAAUCUGGGCGACCAGAUCCAGAUUUUGAGCAAUGACAAGUAUAAGAGUGCCCAGCACAGGGCUGUGGUUAAUAGCAGUGAAGAUCGAAUGUCCAUUCCAGUGGCAAUUGGGCCAAAUUGGGAGAGUUUGGUGCACCCAGCGAGCAAAUUGGUGGAGGGCUCUCCAGUGUUUAAGCCUAUGGUUUAUAAGGAUUAUAUGACGGCUUUGCAAGCUGGGGGACUUAAUCGCCAGUGGCUCUUGGACACUCUGAGGAUUUAAUUUGAUUUUGAAAUGGAAGUUAAUUGUUCAAAAUAGAAAAACAAAAUAAAAGCACUAAAAUAAAAUAACCACUAAAAUAAAAGCACUCUUCACCAA